Messenger RNA from Leucoraja erinaceus (little skate), 9620 nucleotides. Its product is annotated as trinucleotide repeat-containing gene 6C protein-like. Gene Ontology annotation, biological process: positive regulation of nuclear-transcribed mRNA poly(A) tail shortening; miRNA-mediated post-transcriptional gene silencing. Gene Ontology annotation, molecular function: RNA binding; protein binding. Gene Ontology annotation, cellular component: P-body; nucleoplasm. The transcript has 23 exons. Lineage: Eukaryota; Metazoa; Chordata; Chondrichthyes; Rajiformes; Rajidae. Bases 530 to 6442 code for a protein of 1970 amino acids. The record is from RefSeq and is a predicted model, not a curated record.
UGGCUGCUGGUGCACCGUUAUCAACAAUUUACUAAACCCCCGGGGGGAGUGAAAGUGGCUCAAAUUUUCCCACCCUCCCCCCCCCCCCGCCUAUUUCCUUCCUUCCUCCCUUCCCUCCCCACUUCACACACACACCUCCGGCGUUUUGUUUUUUUUUUUCUCGUCUCCGUAGUUGGAUGUUUCCCCCUUCUCUUUGCACUUUAAAUUGAUGAGGUUUGUAGUGCGCGGCGGUACGCUGGCCGUCCGCGCCGUUGCUAGGGGCUGAUCGUGCCGUCGAGGGGGCUGGGGCUGCUCUGAAGUGAGGCGGGUGGCGGCGCUGGUGCCCCCGCCGUGUGUUGGUGUUCGUAGCCGCCCACCGGCCGCAGCUCUCCCACACCUUCAGCCAUUUAACGGUUUGGAGGAUCUUUUUGUCACCUUACCCCCCCUCCCCUCGGAUCCUUCCAGAGAACCCGAGUUUAAAGCUGCCAAAGAGCCUCAGGAAGAAAUUCAAAGUGAGAAAGAACAAGAAACUAAAGAAGAGGACCGUUUGAUGGAAGAAAAGAAAAAGAAAAAACAAGAAGAGAAGAAGAAGAAGGAAGCUGCGCAGAAAAAGGCUGCUGAACAUAAAACCAAAGUGCCAGAAACUACCAAGACCAGUCAAAGCCAGCCACAGCCUGCCAACUCCUCCAACAGCACUUCCACUACCACUGUCACUAACAGCAGUGGAAGCAAUGGAAAGCGAGCUUCUACCAGUUGUCAGCAACAGGCCUUGUCUCGUUACCCACCCCGUGAAGUGCCACCUCGCUUCCGGCAUCAAGAACAGAAGCAGCUAUUGAAAAGAGGGCAGCCACUGCCACCUGGAACUGCCAUCAGCAAUAGUUUAGCACAAGGUACAGGGCAAGUGGCCGCAAACUCUUCACAGCACAGCACUCAACAAACGUCUGGUGGACCACAGCAACUCCAGCAUCUUGGUAAAGGACAGACUGAUAUCAGCCACAGUGGUUUGGGAAAUCAUUAUGAAAAUUCCCACUGGGGUCAACCCCCCUUUAGAAGUGAACCAAACAGCAUCUGGGAUAAAGUGAUAAUAGACGGGAGUGACAAAGAGGCUUGGCCUUCCAUUUCUGGAAACGAGACUGAAACUGCCUCAGAAUGCACAGACACUGACUCUGCCUCAACCUGUGGCUCUGAUACUAGUAGCAUGGCUACAGGGAGUGCACCAGGCAACUUCAAUGGACAAAAUAAAAAUUGCAAUAACGCUGGUAAUGGGGCACUUGUCCAAAGCAGUUCAAACCAGAGUGCCAUUGGAGGUGGAGCAAAUGGUGGAAAUGGAAAUUCGUCCAGGGUGUGGGCUGUUGCCUCAGGUUCUGCACCUGGAAUAGGUCACUGCUCUGCUACCAGUGCAAGUGGAAAGAUGGACAGCAUUGUGAGUGUAAAUCCAAACUGUUGGGGCACUUCUACAUCCACUGCUGGCAUUAACCUGAAUCUUAAUCCCAAUGCCAACCCAGCUGCUUGGCCCGUAGUUGGGCAAGAUAUUCAAGGAACCGUAGGAGGAGGAAAUGCUUCAACUGUUUGCAGUUCCAGUAAUUCCAUUGAUCAGAAUCUUGGUAAUCCCAAUAAUGGUCCGACAGGUACAUUGAAUACCUGGGGAAAUUUGCUGCAGCAGGAAAGCACAGAAAUACAAACAUCCACUUCACAGAAUGUGUCUUUCAGCAUACAACCUCAGAACCUUAACACUGAUGGACCAAAUAACACUAACCCCAUAAACUCUUCACCAAACCCUAUCAAUGCAAUGCAAGCAAACGGACUGCCUAAUGUUUCUGUACCAGGAGGCUGGGCAAUGACUGUAAGCAUGGGUGCAAUAAACCCAUCCCAUCUUCAAAACCUUCCUGGUGCUAGUGGGUCACCUGCAGUUUCUCAGCUCAAUGGAGGUAACAGUGAAGGAAUGAACAAUCCUUCAUGUAACUCUGUGUGGGGAAUGCCACACACUAAUCCUACAGCCACCAAUGGUAACUCUGGAUUUAGUCAGGGGAAUGGAGACACUGUGAAUUCCGCGUUAAGUUUAAGUGCUAAGCAGACAUUAGCAAACAAUUCUAAUAGUGCUGUAGAAAAGGAUGUUGGAAGCAAUGCUUGGGACUCUGGCCCUCCUACCAGUCCUGGGGUACUGCCUUGGACAAGGGCUGGUACCAUUGGGGGCUUGCACUCUGGUCCCAGUAACAAUGGAGCUUGGGGUAACACAACAUCCAACAGGAACACCAACAACGGUGUAAAUGGAGAAUGGGGAAAACCCUCAAACCAGCAUUCCACUAAUGAAGCGAAUGGUAAUGGAAAAGGAUCGUGUUCCUGGGAGGCCCUUUGUGUUAGUAGCCAAGCUCCUGUUUUGCAGCAAAGUAAUGAACAAAUUAACUCUUGGGUGAAACCUUCUGAAUCGGGUACCACUGGUAGUGAUGGGAGUAAUGAAAGUGGUGGUAGCCAUCAUGAAGGAAGCACUGGAAGAAAUGGAGGAAGGCACAAUGGUAGUCGGCGAAAGACUGACAAAGGAAUAAUUGAACAGCAAGGGCUGGUCCAGACUGUUGUAUUAAAACCGGAUCAUGACCCUAGAGUUUUAUGUAAUACUGGAUGGGGCCAGACACCAGUAAAACAGAACAUUUCUUGGCAAAUUCAAGAAUCUCUGAGGUCUGAGCGAAAAAGUGACAUUGGAACUGAGGCUUGGGGUUCAGUUGCUGCCCAAUCUUCAAACUCAGGAGGGAGAAGUGAUGGGUCUAGCAUGAGCAGUACUAAUACCUCGACAGUAUCCGGGUGGGGAAAUCAUCCACCAACAGUCAUGUCCAAUAGUACAGGAUGGGGAGACAAAGUACCUAAUGGCCAAGGGGGAUGGGGGGAUUCUUCAAAUUCAAAUGCUGCUGCUGCCACAGCCAAAAGUGGCCAUGCCUGGAGUGGGGUUUCUGGUCAGGAGGAAAAGCCACCCACUUGGGUAGACUCUCAGAAACCUAAGCCUCAGAAUUGGGGUGAAGGACAGAAAAGUAAUCAAGGCUGGGCAUCAGGAAGUGGAGUCGUAGGGGGUGGUAGUGGAGGAGGGGAUUGGACUGAUUCUGCCACAGGAUCGUUAGCUGAGGCAAAGAAAAAUGGGUCUGGUUGGGAUAAUGAAAAUAACAGAUCUGCACCUAAUUGGAGUGAGACCACCAGAUCGCAGUCUAGUGGAUGGAGUAAUGGUACUACCAGCAAGCCAAACCCAAGUACAGGCUGGGGAGAGCCUUUAAAGUCAAAUGGACCACAGAACUGGGGAAAUAAACCUCAGGAUAAUAAUGUUAAUACCUGGGGAGGAACUGCUUCUAUAAAACAGUCUAAUUCAGGUUGGAUUGGUGGACCUAUGUCUACAAAACAGAAGGACAGUGAAUCCACUGGCUGGGAAGAGCCUUCUCCACCAUCUAUUCGCCGCAAAAUAGAGAUAGACGAUGGUACCUCAGCUUGGGGAGACCCAACCAAUUACAAGAAAACAGUAAACAUGUGGGAUAGAAACAAUCCUGUGAAUCAAAGCAGUAACAAUACCGUGACUGAACAGCAACAACCACCUCCGCCUCAUCAGUCAUCUGCCGCACAAAACCGCUCGCCGCUGCUUGCUCCUGGUUGGGGAGAAGCACUCAGUGUUCCUGCGAAAACUGAGAACUCUUGGGGUGAGCCACCUUCUCCAUUGACUGCAGUUGAUAAUGGGACUUCAGCAUGGGGCAAACCUCCCAAUGGCAGUUCAGGGUGGGGAGAUAAUACUGUGGAAUUAACGGGGAACUUUGGAAGAGGGAAUCCUCCCGCUGCUGCCCCGGCAAUGUGCAAACCAGCUUCUAAAACUAUGCAAGAAGGUUGGGUCAGCGGUGGAGAUGAAAUUUCCCUCAAUAGUAGCCAUCAUUCUAACUGGGAAGAAGAUGAGGGAGAGAUGGGAAUGUGGAAUAAUGUAGCUUCUCAGGAGAGCAACUCUUCCUGUAAUUCAUCAGGCUGGAGCAAUGCUAGCAAGAAAGUGCAUCAGAAGAGUAUAAAAGCAUCCAGUAAGCAAGAAGAGACUUGGCUUAUGAAUCGCCUGAUAAAGCAAUUGACUGAUAUGGGUUUUCCUAGAGAACCAGCAGAAGAGGCUCUGAAAUGUAAUAACCUGAAUCUUGAUCAGGCUAUGGAUGGAUUUUCCCCUUUUCCAGGUGCUCUGUUGGAAAAGAAAGUGGAGAUGGACAAACGUGGAAUGGGAAUAUCAGAUUACAAUGGAAUCGUUUCUAAACCACUUGGCUGCCGACCACCUUCUGUCUCCAAAGAGUCUUCCGUGGAUCGCCCCACCUUUUUUGACAAGCUCACCCUAUCUUUCUCCAAUCAGGAUGGCGGCCUAGUGGAAGAGUCCCCUACUUCACCAUUUUUGCCUUCACCAAGCCUGAAGCUCGCCCUUUCAAACAGUGCACACCCUAAUCAGGCUCUUGGUGCCAUUGCCUCCGGGCUGGGCAUGCAAAACUUGAAUUCUUCUAGACAGAGUGGCAAUCUAGGUAUGUUUGGCAAUAGCGGAGCAGCACAAGCCAGGACCAUGCAGCAGCAACAGCAGCCGCCAGUGCAACCUCUUAACUCAUCCCAGCCUAGUCUUCGUGCUCAAGUGCCUCAGUUUCUAUCCCCUCAGGUUCAAGCACAGCUCUUGCAAUUUGCAGCAAAAAACAUGGGUCUCAACCCUGCACUAUUAGCCUCGCCAAUUAACCCUCAGCAUAUGACUAUGUUAAACCAACUUUAUCAGCUGCAGCUGGCCUACCAGCGUUUACUCUUCCAGCAGCAGAUGUUACAGGCCCAGCGCAAUGUUUCUGGAACCAUUAGACAACAAGAGCAGCAAGUUGCACGUACAAUCAACAACAUGCAGCAGCAGAUCCAACAACACCAGCGGCAGCUGACCCAGGCCUUGCUUAUGAAACAGCAGCCAUCACAUCCACCAUUGCACCCAUCUGCAGGCAAAGUAACCAUUGAUAAUCUGAGUCAUCAUCCACCUCCCAGCCUUUCAGACCUGCAGACCAAAGAGCAACAAACUUCACCCAAUUCUUUCCCUGCAUAUUCCUUGGCUGGAUUGAUCCCAAAUAUGAAUGUAAGCAACAUGGAACUAAAUGCUGGUUUAUCCAUGAAGGAUCCGGCUCAAGCCCAAUCUCGAUUGAGGCAGUGGACCCACCCCAACUCUCUUGAAAAUUUAAGCAGCAAUUCUUUAUCGUUGGAUCAGAACCAGAGCAAGCAUGGUGCUAUCCCUGGAGGUCUCAAUAUUGGUCCAACAAUCAAGCCCUCCCUUGAGGACUCCUACAGUCCAUAUGAUCUGAUAACCAGCAGUGAGUCACCAGCCAGUCCACCGGUACCAGUCACUGAUAGCUGGACACGUGCCAAAUCCCCUGCCGAUAAGAUCUCAAAUGGCUCCAACAUUAACUGGCCACCAGAGUUUCGGCCCGGGGAACCCUGGAAAGGACUUCAGAAUAUCGACCCUGAGACUGACCCUAAUGUUACACCCGGAAGUGUCCCAAGUGGACCUUCCAUCAAUACUACUAUCCGGGAUGUGGAUCGCUAUCUGCUCAGGGACAGGAGUGGAGGGUCAUCCCCAACAUCUCAGAACGCCACGCUGCCUUCAUCUAGUGCCUGGUCCUUCAGUGCCUCUGGCUACACUAGCUCUUUCAGCAGCUCUACAUCUGCACCUAAUCCUGCAGCUAAACUGACAGAUAAAUCUACUUGGUCACCUGGACCCAUUGCUCAAAGUCAAGCACCACUGUCACAUGAAUUGUGGAAAGUGCCGCUAGGAUCCAAAAACACUAGGCCACCACCAGGUCUGACAAAUACCAAGCCAUCACCAUCCUGGGGUGUCAAUUCGCUCGGACUUGUCUCGAGCUGGCCAAGCUCUUACUCCUCCAAUUCUGCUUGGAGCACUGAUAGCUCUGGAAGAAAUAAUAGCUGGCUGGUUCUGCGAAAUCUAACACCCCAGAUUGAUGGCUCCACUUUGCGGACUUUAUGCAUGCAGCAUGGUCCAUUGAUAACAUUCCAUCUGAACCUAACCCAAGGAAAUGCUGUGGUUCGCUACAGCUCUAAGGAAGAAGCAGCUAAAGCCCAGAAGUCUCUCCACAUGUGUGUUCUGGGAAACACUACUAUCCUCGCUGAAUUUGCCAGUGAUGAGGAAGUAAACCGUUUCUUUGCACAAGGUCAAUCGCUCUCUCAGACCUCCAGUUGGCAGUCUAACACAGGAACAAAUCCGAGCCGACUUGGGUCAAGCACCAACUCUCACGGAUUGGUUCGCAACGAUCUAGGCCACUGGAAUACUACAAGCUUGAGUGGGAAAGGAACCAAUGACCUCCUCUGGAGUAGUGUCCCUCAGUACUCCAGCAGUCUAUGGGGUCCUCCUAACAAUGACGACAGCAGAGUAAUGGGCAGCCCUACACCUAUAAACACCUUACUCCCUGGUGACCUACUCAGUGGAGAAUCAAUGUAGGGAAAACUGAUGAUGUUGUGAAGCUAACAAUCAGCACUAAACAACCCAAUUCCGGACAUCGUUAUGGCCCUGGAUCCACAACCUCUUCUGGUUGGGUGAGGGAAUGUGGACAGGGAGUGGGAGUGGGGAUGGGGUUGGGGAGGGUGGGGUUAGGGUUUGGGGCAUGGAAAGUCUACUUUUGCGAGCCUGGGUUUAGUAUGCACAUUACCCUUGCUUUCAUUAUUUUGUUUGAUCCCAAAAACAUAUCAACACAAAUACUUGAAUCAAGCAGGCCAAUAAUGAAAUGUGAAAACCGUCUAAUUUACACUUCUGAGGUGUUGUCAUCACAAAAUAGGCUCAAACAAAAAAAGUUUAUUGUGUGUGUGUGUGUAUGUGUGAUGGUGCAGAUGUAUGCAUCUAUUUGUGUGAGUGUGUAUGAAAUCAGUGUGUUUUGUUUCUUUAUACAGUAUAUGCUUUUAUUUGCUCGUUGGUCAAAUUAUUAGCUUCUAACUUUGCACUGAGUGUCUGCAGCCCCUCCAGCUAAUCUUACAAAGGGGGCCAGCAGCAAUUCACGUGUAAAUGUUUACUCAAGGACACUCUUAACAGUGUGUGCUCUGGAGAUGAUGUGUAUACCUACCUUUAGUGGCUUUUUUGUGGACUAAUGCAAGAGAAUUAUUACAGGAGUAUUGCACCAGUUUUCUUUCAGAGUAUAAAAAUAAAAUAAAAAUGCUCUAGUUGAACUGUGGCCAUAGCUACACAAUAGAGUGGACCCAUCCUGCAAGCAGGUUUGGGAAGCACUUGGACUGGAUAUUUUUGUGACUGAUUUAGAGGUGCCUAUGUGUGGUAACCUCCUGUUUACAAACUUUGCAGAACUUAAAAAAAAAAAAAAAAAAAAGGAAAAAAAAAGAAAAAAGGACAAUUACUCUUCCAUCAAAACCUAUUUUCAGAAUGAAGAUGUGCUACUUCAGAACUCUGGGAAUGAAGUGUUUUUUUUGGCCAUUGUUGUGUAUUUUUUCCUUUGUAAAUUUUUGCUCACUUUCUUGCACACAGUGGAUAACGUCUCAGGAAGGCCUGAAUUUUCUGGGGAGCUACUCCACGCCAUUUCAUGUAUUUUAACCCAACUUCUAGCACUGAAGAAAAAGAAAAUACCUGUUUAUUCUGUAGCAGUUACUUAUUUACCAAAUAAUGGACACAACAAUGUUUGAAGAGUGCUUUAUGAAAUGCUUUAUGUUUUAAAAAGAAAUCAAUGCUUUUGAUUGUGUUAAAGACAAUUGACUAACAUACUGUAAAGUAUGUUGCUGUAUAAACUCUCCUUGUCCCAGCCUGCUUGGAUCAGGUAACUUGUGCAUUAUCUUUGAAUAGGUUUUUAUUGGUUUUAUCAAGCUGUUAUUGGCAAGAAAAACGCUGGUUUUAAAGUGGAUCAUGAACUAUGCACAAAUGGGUUCAAGAUUUUUGUUUUUUCUGAAUUAUAGUAGAGUGUAUUUACUUGUUUCUUCUCGAAGGUAUUUUGCAUCUCAUUGCCAUUAUGUAUAUUCCAAGCCGAAAAUAGUCUUGAGUUGUAGAAAAAAGCCUGACUUUAAAAGAUUUUGGGGGGGUGGGGGGGAAAAGUGGGAGUGAAAGUCUGUGUCUGUUUCAUUUUUGCCUUUGAAUUACAAAUGUUGGUAAUCCAAAUUUUUUUUUAAAGAAAGUUGGUGGCUUUUAACAAUUUCUUUUCCUCAUAGAAUGUGAUUGUAAAAAGGAAAUAUGCACAGCAAAUUGUUUUCUUGAACUAUUGGGCUUCUUUAGAACUAUUAAUUGCAGUUUUCCCCUGGGAAUUGAACAAGAUCAUUAAAGCAUUAUUCAUUUGAGAUGAAGGAUAUUUUUUAUUCACUUACGCUGAGUGAAUCCUAAAGACUCAGUGCAUUGUGGUGAAGCUGCUUACCCACUCCAUUCACUGUUUACUAUGAAAUUAGCAGAUUACCCCAUGGUGGAUUGCACUAAGUGGAUAGUCUCGGUUUAAAGAUGAGGUAACCCCAUCAAAUCUACAAAGAUGUUGUUCUGUCGAGAUAUCUCUGAAACAUUAAAUGUUGAAAACUUAAACCAUGUCGGAAACAAACCUCAAGCAAUUCUAUGAUAGCAUGUAAAUUUUUUUUCAAAAUAUAUGCUGUAUUGUGCAUCUUUUGGUGAGAUCCCCAAAUGAAUCAGUGAACCAUUCCAUGAGUUUGAUAACCUGGUCUGGCACCAGUGAAAAUGUGUGUGUAUAUUUUGUUGGGAAUUUAAGACCACCCACUGGUUUAUCAAAUGCUGCCUCCACAAGAGCCUGUGAAUACAUGGAAUUAUUUAAUUUGUAAUUACAAAUUGACACCAGCAUUCCAAAUUGGUGUAAUCAGAUUUGAAGUGUAGCUCCACUCCCAAAUUCUGACGUUAUUGGAAGUCUUAUCGAAGAGAUAUUUUUCUGCCCCUCCUUUUUUUGGGGGGAAAAAUGUGGUAACAGUUUAUUUCCGAUUUCAGUACAUAUUGUGGAAUCUUGCCUGUACUAAGCUGACAAAUGAAUCUUGGAGGUUUUCUCGCAUCUGAACUUGUAUUGAAUAAUUAGACUGCACUGUACAAAUGACAGGCUUCUGUAUAUAAUCUACUAGAGUUCAAAUUCAGUUACAGAAAUGUUAUGUCAAAGCACUGUUGUAAACUGAAACACAGAACUAGUUUCGGGUAAUAAAAAUGUUCAGUGUGGGAGCUGAGAGAACACAUGCCAUAACCCCUUCCCAUGCGUAGUUUUUUUCGUUAAGAAAUGGAACGAUUUUUUUUUCAAGAAAAACUCCAAGCUUUACUUUGAGAUAGCAAAGCACAACUAGCCACAUUGAAUGCAAAACAAAAAAAAUGUUUAAAGCGCAAGGGUUUUUCAGGUGAAAUGUUUAAAUGUGAUGCAUUUGAAAUUAAAGUUUGAUUUGGGUUAACCAUCGUAAGUAAAGACGUUUGACCGUUUGUUUACUUUAAUGGACUAUUUUCCCGUUCCCGUGAUCCUUUGUACCAGAAACAAGGGGCAGAACUGACACAAGCCCAAACGUUGAAAAUGUUGUGGCAAGCAUUGUGCGCAUAUGUUGUUCAUCGGAUAUUCAUCCAAAUCAAGUUUUCACCUUGUAAUGUUUAAAAUACAUUUUUUUGUUUUUGCUGUUACAAUAUGUAUUAUUGAGUCAACAAUGAAUAAAAGAUUAUGCCUCCA